GAACCACGUCUGCAAUAUAUAUGCCAGAACCUGAUAUCUACUGUGUAUAUACACUGCGAUGCAUUUGCGCUUGACGAAACCACAUACGUCAUGCCGUCCCUCAUCCAGACCACCUCACCACACAUAUAUACUUUGAGCGGAGCAUCGAUGGGCACAAUGCUCGGAACCAUUCUCCAUCAACCGUGACUUCUCUGGAACAUACUUCUUUUAUCCUGAGUUGAACAGUACCUCCUAAAACUAUCAAAAUGGACUCUAUCAAGCCAACCAUGGGUACGACGCGCAACCACACCGAAGAAGAACAGCGCAAGCUAUAUGACAACCUUCCUGCCGAACAACGCGAUAAGCAGUCAUUCACGGAGUGGGUGAAAGAAGCCUACAACGAGCAAUACGAGAAGUGGAUGCCUUGGCUGGAGGAUCAAUAUCUUAAGUGGUUCGGCAAAGGUGACAACAAGGCUUCCUACGUGACCAAGGAUAACCUCUCCAAGACCAAGGUCACCGGCGUUAAGCAAGUCGAUCAGAUCCAAGACGACGUGAAUAACCUUGUUGGAAACCAGUUGGGUGAAAACGGUCUGCUGGCCCCAGUUGGUAACAUGGUUUCAAAGGAGGGGUUCAAUCGCGCCGAGCGUGGAGGAAAAGAUGAAAAUGGCUCUUAUGGAGGCCCUCUUGGAGGAGCAACCGAUCCCAUUGUCGAUAACUCCAAGAAGGCUGGCCAGGGGCUAUCUACUGGAAUACAGUCAGCCGGGUCCUCUGUUGCUAGCGGAGCAAAGAGUUGGGGAAGCGCGAUCCCUGGAUUCGGCAGCAAGUGAGAUGGUACUUGAGCAUGUGUCUGCCUGGUAGUAUAAUAUGGUAUGAUGGUAUGACUUAACGGCCUGCUAUGACUUCUUCCGGCCCUUAUGUUCUCUUUAUGCAUCCAAGAAUUUGCCAUAUAUUUUCUAAUUUCAUUCUUUAAUUUGAUAUCCUG
Molecule: messenger RNA, 961 nt
Organism: Aspergillus vadensis CBS 113365
Lineage: Eukaryota; Fungi; Ascomycota; Eurotiomycetes; Eurotiales; Aspergillaceae
Exons: 2
Coding region: 246-806 (186 amino acids)
Source: RefSeq, a predicted model, not a curated record